Trichoderma harzianum CBS 226.95 is the source of this 864-nucleotide messenger RNA. RefSeq lists its product as hypothetical. Bases 1 to 864 code for a protein of 287 amino acids. Gene Ontology annotation, molecular function: catalytic activity. The transcript is spliced from 4 exons. NCBI's taxonomy places the organism in Eukaryota, Fungi, Ascomycota, Sordariomycetes, Hypocreales, Hypocreaceae. The record is from RefSeq and is a predicted model, not a curated record.
AUGCCAAACUGGACUCACUUGAUUCGCUUCAGGGCCGUCGAAGAUGGUCAAGUUCAUCUAGGGCAAGUAAUUGAUACUUCACGAGACGUUGGAAUCGACUGCUUGAAUGGCGUCGAGGUCAAAGCUUUCUUAAUUAAUGGAGAUAUAUUCAACGGUACAGUGACCGAUAAUAUACUUACCGUAGAUCAUCUACUGUCCCCAGUUAGCCGAGAGCAGUGUAACUACAUUAGGUGCCUCGGACUCAACUAUAGAGAUCACGCUGAGGAAGGCGGAUUCCCGAUUCCAAGCGAGCUCGAAGUUUUCACAAAGCCUCGAGCGGCACUCACAGGCCCAUAUCCGGCAGCAAUUACUAUUCCAAAAUGCGCCCAAGACGGAACAAGCGACUACGAAGCCGAACUCUGUAUAAUAAUUGGCAAAACUGGUCGAGACAUUCCCGAGGAUAAGGCUCUGGACUACGUCCUUGGGUAUACUGCAUCAAACGAUGUUUCGGCGAGAACCCUGCAGCUUGCGGCUAAACAAUGGUCAUUUUCAAAGGGCCUUGACAAUAGUUGCCCGAUAGGGCCAGUGCUUGUUUCUCCCUCGGUCAUUGAUGAUCCACAGUCUCUCAGCAUCAAGGCGAUUUACAACGGCCAGACGGUUCAGGAUGGUAACACGAAGGACAUGAUCUUUUCGAUCAAGAAGCAAAUCUCUUGCCUUUCUCGAGGAACGACGUUGGAAGCAGGAUCAAUCGUGCUGACUGGCACGCCGGCUGGUAUUGGGUAUUUCCGAAAGCCACGUGUGAGCUUGGAGAACGGAAGCAGGAUUGAUAUACAUAUUGAGAGAAUUGGAACGCUGGUGAACAAGGUAAAAUAUGAUAUUUUAUAA